AACGAAUCCAUUGUGCCCGCGAGUUUACCACGUUUGGUGAGUAGCAAGGUUGUGAGUUGUGACGUAAUGUGAAAGUGCGAGUUACCGCGAGGUGUUAGAGUCAGCAGUGGUCGGGUGGCUUAUGUGCAUCAUACUCGUGUCUUGAAGAAGGAUCACAAAAUGUCUUACGCCUUGCUUGUGGUAGUCUUGUCAGUAGUCGGUUGUUUAUCAGCCCCGGCAGACGAACCUAUCCGCGUCGACCUUCCAGUCUACGACCAGCCACAAGAAAGUUCCAAUAUUUACACCAAUCAACAAGGCGCCAUCAGCAGCGAUACUUCUUUAUCAGAACUCCUUUCGCACAGAAUAAACUCUGGUGUAAACACCGCUAAGGCAGGAUCUCUAAAUAUUCAAGGAGCAGAUGGUUGGUUUGCUCCGCCGAUCACGACUCUAGAAGGUGCCUUGUUAGAAACGGAAGGUUUGGGUAGCAAAACGCUGUCCGUAAAGGAAAAUCUGCAGCAUAUAGUGGCUGGAAUAUUACAACCUAAACCAUUAGUAGAUACAAUUGAGGAAGAAGAAAAAUAUGGUAAUACAGGAGACAAAUUCUACGGAACUGGCCGAGCGAUAGUCAAAGGUGCUGAAGGUGUCUCUAAUUUUGUUAACUCGAUUAUAGAGGUGCCCGGUACAAUUAUUCGAAAAAUUACCAAAGCAGCUUCGGAUAAACUUAACAACCUAGGUGGAAGGCUUAUUGGUUUAUAAUAAUAAAAUUGUACGAUUUUUAAAAGAUUUAUUUCAUUAACCAAAAACCGAUUUACAUUUUGUUUAUU
Galleria mellonella (greater wax moth) is the source of this 803-nucleotide messenger RNA. RefSeq lists its product as uncharacterized. The coding region runs from base 160 to 735 and encodes 191 amino acids. The record is from RefSeq and is a predicted model, not a curated record. The transcript has 5 exons. Lineage: Eukaryota; Metazoa; Arthropoda; Insecta; Lepidoptera; Pyralidae.